This is a messenger RNA of Triplophysa dalaica, 2544 nucleotides long. RefSeq lists its product as uncharacterized. Bases 198 to 1316 code for a protein of 372 amino acids. The record is from RefSeq and is a predicted model, not a curated record. NCBI's taxonomy places the organism in Eukaryota, Metazoa, Chordata, Actinopteri, Cypriniformes, Nemacheilidae. Gene Ontology annotation, biological process: circadian regulation of gene expression; negative regulation of DNA-templated transcription. Gene Ontology annotation, molecular function: RNA polymerase II cis-regulatory region sequence-specific DNA binding. The transcript has 6 exons. Gene Ontology annotation, cellular component: nucleus.
UGCCUUGGGAGAAGUAACACGGGGCCACACAACUGCAGGUCUACAUCACUGAAACCACGUACAGCUCUUAACAGAGGCUCGAUCUGGCGCUCCAGUUGUCUUUGGAUAUACUGCUGAAACAAAGGAAACUGAGACCAUUCGUCCCAUCCGGCUUGAGGUCAGUGAUGGUCCGUGCUGGUUAGACUCUGCUUCCGAAGAUGUCAGCUUCAGAUUCUGACUAUUCCAUUGACUGGCUGGCCAGUGAUGAUGAAGAGAAUGAUAGCGAGUUAGAGCCAGACUGUACGAAAACACAGGGGAAAACGACACUGCGCAGAACCCCCUCUUCGGAGGUUAUCCAGGUGACCCAGACAUGCCAGUCGCGAAAUGGAGAUAAAGGGGAGGUGAACGACAAAGAAAACAUGAGCUCCCCUGGAAGUUCUCCUUCGAGGUGCGACAGUUCCGAGUAUGGCAUCGAUGGGGGGCUUUCUCACGUGGGACGAGGGGAUCGGUCCAAUUACAGCCAGUGCCCCGAGAGCCCUAAAGGCAAAACGCUUAAAAGGAUGUGGAGCUCUGUGGUGCUGGAGCAAAGGGAGAGGCAGCUCACACCUGAACAAAUGGAGAAAGACAGACUGUUCGCGUACAAGUGCUUGGAGCUGCAGUGUUACAUUCAUCCUCUAUCCUCAAUCCUUAAUGGCCUCCGGUCAGGCAGAUACAGAGAACGGCUUAGCACUUUCCAAGAGAGCGUGGCCAUGGACCGCAUCCAGAGGAUAAUGGGGGUCCUGCAGAAUCCAUGCAUGGGAGAGCGAUAUGUCAACAUCAUCCUGAAAAUGGAGGAGAUGUUGAAAAACUGGUUUCCACACAUAAAACCCCAACGAAACAACCAAGCCGAUACCACAGAGCUGAUGGAAGAGACAACCGUUUCUAAGAAACUCAAGUUGUUGCCAUCUGCAUCCCCCCUGCUUACCGGCAACCCCGCAACCACAAGUGCCCCUUCCAUGGGUAACAAGACAUUGAGAGUCAGCGACCUGACCCCACCCGGCCCCUACUCUGCAAUCAACCUAAAAUGGCUCCACACAUCACCCAUCUGCUCUGCGACAGGCGAACAAGCUCAGGGGACAGUCCGGAACUAUUUAACAGCCCACAGGGAGAAGAACGCGACGCAAGACAACUCUGUGUCCUCCAGCACGGACCGGAUGUGCACCAAGACAGACUCUACUCCCAACAGACCACCACCGGGCAAGAUUAACGCCCCUUGCCUUGAGAGACUUCUUAAAUCCACAGAGAGCAUCAUAACCCAGAAAGGCUCAGCGGGUACGGGAGGCGGCGGCUGGUCCUAGUCCCACGAAAGGGCUCUGGGAAGAGCCUUGGAAGUGCGUGAGUGCCACCAACUGGCCUGGAGUCACCUGUCUCCAGCACUCCGUUCUAGCCUUGGGGAGAGGCACAGACCACAGCAAAGGGAGUUCAGAACUUCAGAGCGACAUGUUCAGUUUUGUUGUCGGAGUGCGAUCUUUGUGCGUGUGUCAGCAACUGAUGUGUUCGCAUCUGCAUAUGUUCCGUUCUGUUGGACAGCAGAGUCGUAGCUUUGUUUGUGAGAUGGGAGGGGCUGGGAAGGUUCUAUGAUCUUGUACUUUAGAGAUGGUUUCCUUUGGAGACAAACCUAAAGGAUAAACCUCCUGGAUCCAACGAGGCAGUGUUUCAUCUGUGAAAAGCAUAUCACUUGACAAAACAAAGCAGCCUUUUUUAUAGGAAGGGAAAAGAGGGAGGAAUUUAUUCUGGGAACACUUCAGAUAUUCCACAUGUUAAUGAUCUUUAUUGUAGGUGUGGUUGAAUGUGAAUUUUCUUUAGUUUCCUCUUUGAAUCCACUCCAGAGAGUUGAUUGAUGUGACUGUUACUUCAUAGGUUUAGACAUCUAGCUACGUUUUGGUACAACGGUUCUACCUCAAUCUGACACGGCGUCUCCAGAAGUGUACAGAGAUUGUAAGAACAGAUGUACGCUUGCGUUGACUCAGAGCGAGGAAGCCUCAAAAAGUGCAUCAACGCAGUGAGCCAAACUUUCCCGUCGCGACGGGAUGUAAGCCGUUCGGUUCAGACUACAACAGGAGGCUCCUUUCACAGGAAGUGCUCCAGAGGUUUGACUGGUGCCAUUGUAAAGAAUGUGAACUGAACUGUUUUUCUUUUUAAAGCCUCCCAGUUCAAGGGCAUACAGUGCCUGACAAUUCGAUGUCAAUCUGUGCCUCUUCGCUGGUUUUGAAGGGAAAGUGAGACCAACCAGAAUAUCUGACGCCUUUGAAGGAUGUACAAAGAAAAUCAGGAACCUUCAAAACUCCUGCCAUUCUUUUUUUUGCUAUCAAAUAAAUUAUUGAAACUCUUGCCAACUACUUCCUGUGGUCAUGUGAGACGAUGAUGUUUUGGUUUGCCACAUAGCUGGACAACAUCUAAGAGGGAAAAGGUAUUAGCUGUGUACAUAUUUGGAAAAGAAGUUGUUAAAUUACCCCUGCAAAGUGGCCUUUAUAGUGUAAUAUUUUAUACUUUCAGAAAUAAAUGUGGUUAUAUUUGUUUGCCGUA